Molecule: messenger RNA, 315 nt
Organism: Lentinula edodes (shiitake mushroom)
Lineage: Eukaryota; Fungi; Basidiomycota; Agaricomycetes; Agaricales; Omphalotaceae
Exons: 1
Coding region: 1-315 (104 amino acids)
Source: RefSeq, a predicted model, not a curated record
AUGUCUACUCGCACCGCGAAUGUGACUGCAUCAAGCUCUUCACCUUUACCUUCGCAUUUCAAUCCGUUCGCUACGCAUCCCUUCACGAGCUGUUCUUCUGUGUCGUCGGCGUCUCGUCCGACUUCCCAACCUCAACCACAGUUGUCCCCUUCUACACAACCUCGCUCAACCCCUCAUCCGCCCCCAACACGGACUACAGCUUCCCCUAAAGCCGUAUUCGUACCUUUCCGUCAGGGCGCAGCCUCGCCUGACCUGUACGAAAUAUUGAAGAAGAAGCCGCAACCCACGCAGAUCACGUCUCCAAAGAAGAGUUGA